ACGCGGUCGGUAGGAUUCCGGGGGCCGUGUUAGAACUACUUUGAAAUUACAUUCUUCCUUCCUCCUACGCUCUUCUCCUUGAGGUUAUACUUGUUUUGACAAAGUUUGAGAAGUAAAAUCAAUCUAGUGGGAUCACCUACUCUCACAUAUCUAAUCAUGUAAGAUCAGUGAUCGCCACAAGGAAGGAAAGAAGGAUUUUGAUAGUUCAAUCUUGAACACGGCCCAGUUCCUCUGAAACGAGGAGGAUUUGCGCUGCCGCGUGCUCGCGCCCGCCCCAGCAGGCACCACCGAUUGUUGACAAAGACGCCGCGAGACGGAGAAGAGAGCCCGAGCCUUGGUUUUAAGCCACCGGAGGACUACGGUUGAAAACUCCGUCCGUUUACCGAGAACGAGGAAGGAGCGCGAGCGUCUUGAAAAUCAACCUCUCCCCCUCCUUUCGCCAUCAACCUGAAGGUGUGGCCGGAUCGAGGCGAUUCGGUAAUAGUGCCUUUGCUUUAAACAGUUGUCGGACUGGCGCGUGAAGAAGAGAUCCCCCCGGCAAACCACAUGCACCUUUACAUACCGACAGAAUGAUCACAGUGGGCCGGGAUGGGUUGGUGUCGGUGUAAUUAACGUCAAUCUCAAGGAGUCUUCCAUACGUAGAAGAACCAGGAGGACGGGGUCCAGGCGAGGUCCGGCCGGGCAUGGUGUGAUCUGAAUCGGGCAGCCAGUCUGGGUCUGACCGGUGACCACCCGUCCUUUCCCCGGAGCCUGCGUGGCCCCAAGCCACGUCCAGAGCCCUCCAAGAUGGGGAAGUGUGACGGGAGAGUUACACUGGUGGCGAUAUGUUCACUGCAGCUGAUGGCAGCGCUCCAGAGACAGGUGUUUGACUUCCUGGGCUACCAGUGGGCUCCUAUCCUGGCCAACUUCCUCCAUAUCAUGGCCGUCAUACUGGGGAUCUUUGGAACAGUGCAGUUCAGAUCCCGCUACCUCAUACUGUAUGCGGUGUGGUUGGUGCUGUGGGUGGGAUGGAACUCCUUCAUCAUCUGUUUCUACCUUGAGGUGGGACACUUGUCUCAGGACAGGGACAUCCUGAUGACGUUCAACACGUCGCUGCAUCGGUCCUGGUGGAUGGAGCACGGCCCUGGUUGCCUAGUAACGCCGGUGUUGGACUCCCGCAUCGCCCCCGACAACCACCAUGUCAUCACCGUCUCUGGCUGUCUCCUUGACUACCAGUACAUUGAGGUGCUGAGUGCCGCGUUACAGGUUCUACUGGCUCUCUUUGGCUUUGUGUAUGCCUGCUAUGUGAGCAAAGUCUUCCAGGAUGACGAGGAUAGCUUUGAUUUCAUUGGUGGCUUUGAAUCCUAUGGUUACCAGCCUCCUCAGAAGACCUCACACCUCCAACUGCAGCCCCUCUACACGUAGGGCCGGGUAGGGGAAGGAGGCGCCCCCAUCAGACCACACCUCAGCGGUGAAGCUGUCUCCUUGGGAACAGAGCACUCACUCUGCGUGUCACAGUACAACUGAAAGAUGGACUCGCCUGUGUGUGUAUGUGAGACCGUGUAUGUGUAUGGUAAUCGAGGGUAAACUGACUGAUACCCCUGAGGUGAAUGUACAGAGGACAGGGUGGAACCAGCCAUUCUAUGGG
This is a messenger RNA of Oncorhynchus masou masou (cherry salmon), 1627 nucleotides long. Its product is annotated as sodium/potassium-transporting ATPase subunit beta-1-interacting protein 1-like. Gene Ontology annotation, biological process: regulation of sodium ion transport. Bases 787 to 1404 code for a protein of 205 amino acids. Lineage: Eukaryota; Metazoa; Chordata; Actinopteri; Salmoniformes; Salmonidae. The transcript has 8 exons. The record is from RefSeq and is a predicted model, not a curated record.